Besnoitia besnoiti is the source of this 465-nucleotide messenger RNA. Its product is annotated as ribosomal protein RPS10. NCBI's taxonomy places the organism in Eukaryota, Apicomplexa, Conoidasida, Eucoccidiorida, Sarcocystidae. Gene Ontology annotation, cellular component: cytosolic small ribosomal subunit. The record is from RefSeq and is a predicted model, not a curated record. The transcript is spliced from 3 exons. Gene Ontology annotation, molecular function: structural constituent of ribosome; RNA binding. Bases 1 to 465 code for a protein of 154 amino acids.
AUGACGGUCCCUGGCAUGAAAUACUCGCUCAUUCCCAAGGCCAACAAGAAGGCGAUCUACGAAUACCUCUUCAAAGAGGGUGUGAUCGUCGUCCAGAAGAAUGGCAAGAUCGAGCGCCACCCCGAGGUCCCCGUCCCGAACCUCCACGUGAUGAUGACUCUCCGUUCGCUGCACACCAAGAAGUUCGUUGAGGAGAAAUUCAACUGGCAGCACCACUACUACUUCUUGACCAACGAGGGAAUCGAAUACCUCCGCACCUACCUCCACCUUCCCCCGACUGUCUUCCCCUCCACCCUCACCAAGAAGGGCACUGGGCGACCGACUCGAGGCGCAGGCGCUGAGGGCAUGGCUGGCGAAGGUGCUGACAUGAGCGGAGACUGGCGCCCGCGCGGAGGCUUUGGCCGUGGUCGUGGCCGCAUGGGCGACCGCCCUGAACGGGGUGACAGACCCCCGCGUUACGCAUAA